AUGCCCUACACCCUCCUCCAAGCCCUCGGCUACAUAGCCCAACACGAAACCCUGCAAUGGGAACGAAUCUUCAGCCCUCCCAACUCGCCUCGCUACCCAAUCAUCCUCAAGAUCAAUCGCAAGACCAACACAGCCUCAUCAUACAUCGACAGAUCAUGUAAGCUUCGCCUCACGCGGAGGGAUGGCGUGAGGAAGAAGAGUAUGUUGGUGUUCAAGAGGAGCCGUACCAAGGGUGGUAGGAGUGCUAAGUGCCAGUAUCAGCCUUGUGGAGAGACAUGUCUGAAGGGAACGGGCUGUAAGAUCUGUGGGACUUUCGUCAAGAUGUGGGUGGAUGAUCUUGAGAAGGCUGUGCCGGCGUUGGAGGCGCAGAAAAAGGAGAAGGAGAAGGAGCGGGAAGUUGGGGAGAGUGAUAGUGGGUAUUCGAGUAUGUGUGAGAGCUGA
Messenger RNA from Fulvia fulva, 441 nucleotides. RefSeq lists its product as uncharacterized. The coding region runs from base 1 to 441 and encodes 146 amino acids. Lineage: Eukaryota; Fungi; Ascomycota; Dothideomycetes; Mycosphaerellales; Mycosphaerellaceae. The transcript has a single exon. The record is from RefSeq and is a predicted model, not a curated record.